Molecule: messenger RNA, 156 nt
Organism: Sclerotinia sclerotiorum 1980 UF-70
Lineage: Eukaryota; Fungi; Ascomycota; Leotiomycetes; Helotiales; Sclerotiniaceae
Exons: 2
Coding region: 1-156 (51 amino acids)
Source: RefSeq, a predicted model, not a curated record
AUGUUCACAUUUCAACCCCGCUCAGAGGUUGUCGUCAAUGGACGCCUUGCAAACUGUAUAAAAUGUAUACCCAUCCCACGAAUGAAGAGGGAGAUUAAGAUUCUGGCAGUGUGGCCAUCAGAUUUCUGCUUCCGUACAAUCAUCUGUCCCAUAUAA